Molecule: messenger RNA, 909 nt
Organism: Lithohypha guttulata
Lineage: Eukaryota; Fungi; Ascomycota; Eurotiomycetes; Chaetothyriales; Trichomeriaceae
Exons: 2
Coding region: 1-909 (302 amino acids)
Source: RefSeq, a predicted model, not a curated record
AUGGGAUCUUAUAACAAUAUGAAUCGACCUUCGCCCGCAAUCACUCCGUUGCUUAUCAGCGACGCGACAAGAGACCUGGUUCUAAGCACACGGCUGCCCGAGCAAAUCAAACAGAAGUUCGCAGAACGAUCACUGCUAGAUCACGCUUACAUUCCAACGAGCGUCCUACCUCAAGAGAACGAAAUCGAUGUGGAAGUCUACGAUGAUAUCUUUGAGCUUUUACAAGGACACAAUGACAUGACGAGCCAGAAAGCGAUGUUCUUUCUUCUUGCCGACAUCGGCUAUGAGCUCGGAUAUACGAUCAGACAACUCGCUCGUGAAGGCCCCGCAGAUGAUGAGAACGGUGUCGCAGACUUGGUGUUGCUUAGGCCAGUGGAGGCAGAACCAGGCGCCACGUUACGGGCUACCCUGGAUGCCGUCAACCCACGUCAGUUCCCAACACCACAAACUUAUGAAGGCCACAAUGCAAACGUGGACUGCAAAUUCACCUGCCCCAUCCCACCCCGUGUCAGCAGUGUCGUCACAUUUGGAUUCUGGCACUCGAUGACACGACACCUCCGAACUGCCCACCAUUUCUCAGCGGCGGACACUUCAGAAUUAACAAAUAAUGUAACCAUGUCACAUCUGAAACAAUUGUUCGGUCCAUAUCUCAUCACUGAUCUCGAAACUGCGCUAAGACCGAAGCGGAGGAUCAAAAAGAGCUCAGUGGUCAUUGGAGAAAAGCCGGGAGAACGCUUGUCGGGUAUUGACGAGCAGAAGGCGGAUACUUCUCAACGCCACACAGACACUGCUUCUGCUGAGCCUGAAGCAGGGCAACUGGGCGUCACGCGAUUCCCUUUCAUGGAGGCCAUGCUGGAUGCCAUGGACAGGGAGGACGAAGAAAAUGGCACAUACGUGCGAGGGUCUUAA